CAUCUCGCGCUCUCCUCCGCCGUCGAGGAGGGCUCUCGCGCGAGCGUCGCCGUACCGAACCCGCGGCGGAUACUCACACACGUGAUACCGUCCCGUGCGGGAGUGCGCGCCUCGUUUUAGCUGCGGCGACAUUGGACUUCCCUUUCGUCUGCCAAGCGAAGCGGUCUCGGGGCGGGACGCGCGUACCGCUGGAAAACUACCGCGAGAGAUGCGGUUCUCCACAGGAGAGAAUCUGAGGUAAUUUGUCCGGAGGCGAUUGACGCGUCGUCGAGGACAUGGCGGUCGACAUUUUAGACAAAGAUCACCUCGCCGUGAGCGCGAUCGUGACCGUCGGUAUGCAACUCAUCUUCUUCACGAUCGCAGCCACUUUCCAGCUGGACAAGCUGACGGACUUCGCCGGUGGCACCAACUUCAUCAUCCUCGCCCUCCUCACCUUCUUUCUCGGUCAAGUGGGCAAGACGUACGACAGCCGGCAGGUCAUGGUGACCAUAUUCGUGUGCCUGUGGGGCGUCCGACUCUCCGGAUAUCUCCUGUACAGAAUCAUCAAGAUAGGCCGCGACAAGAGAUUCGACGACCGUCGCAGUAAUGUGAUCCGCUUCGCCGUGUUCUGGACAUUCCAGGCUGUGUGGGUGUACGUUGUCAGCCUGCCUGUGAUAAUAAUCAAUUCUCCACGCCACAAAAUACCGCCAGCACCGAAAACGAUGACGACGCUCGACAGCGCUGGCACAGGACUCUUCCUCAUCGGCUUGCUGGCCGAGACUUACGCCGAUCUGCAAAAGUUCGCCUUCAAGCAGGACCCAGUGAACAAUGGAAAAUGGUGUAAUGACGGACUUUGGAGGCUCUCUCGGCAUCCAAAUUAUUUCGGCGAAAUUGUCGUCUGGUGGGGAAUAUUCAUAAUAUCCUUAAAUGUCAUCGAAGGAGCGGAAUGGGUUGCUAUCGCAUCCCCGAUUUUCACGACGCUUAUUAUCUUAUUCCUAUCAGGGAUGCCGUUAUUGGAAAAGGCGUCGGAUGAGAGAUACCGGGAUAACGCGGAGUAUCGUUACUACAAGCAAUCCACGUCGCCGUUGAUACCGAUACCGCCGUCUAUCUACGUCGAGGUGCCGCGUUUCCUCAAGUUCAUCCUGUGCUGCGAAUUUCCCCUGUACGACUCCUUAGACGUGAAACCGAGAGCAGCCGUCACCGAAUCAACGUCCAUUAGCCUCGCUGCGUCCACGUAGCUGUAGCCACACGCCGGACGACCGAAUUCAGAGUCCGGCGUGCAGUCAACGGCAACAGCUACGACCAGUACAGCCUUCUGAGUGCUAUUUUAUCUCUCUCUGCGGUACCGAGAACCUCGUCUAUCUGCUGACAGAACUAUAAACUCGACAACCGAAUCGUAAGAUCGAUGUUCUUUCAAACACGAUGUCGGCGCCUCAGAGAAGUCAUACGAAACACUGUGUCUGGCCAAAUAUAUAAAAUUCGGUAUGUGGGAACCAAAGAGAUUCCUCUUCAGGAUGGAAAAGCUUAUAAGACGAAGUAUUAUUAUUUUUGUAACUAAAAAAGCCCCUGCCGGCGUUAGGUGAAAACGGUACCGGCGACUUUUCGUACAGAAUCGAAUGAUGAGACGAACAAAGAAAAUUAUUUUUGUAGCGAUGUUAUGGGUACCAAAAGUAGCUUAUCGACCAAUUCGAGCAUCGUUCCUAUACGGCAAGUCGACGGUAACGAUUUGAUUAGCGGCUUUAUUUAUGUACUUGAACUCUUAUUUUCGAUACAAGAAGAGAGAUUCGAGAUGAUAUAUAAUUUGUAUGUCUUAAAUAAUAUUUAGACUUGAAAGAAAAAUCUCUUAAGAAUUCAAUUAGUCAACUGCUACUUUAAAUAGCAUAAAUGAAUAAUAUCAUAUUGUUGCAAGAGAAUAGUUCUUGCAAAAAUAAAAAUUAGACAGCCGUGUUCUCGCUGUCAAGUAACAAAAAAAAAUAUGUGUCUUAAAUAUCGCAGAAACGAAAUUUAAAACGAGAUUUUAAUGUAAUAUGGAUAGGAUGAUGUAGUUCGUUUUUUGAAACUAAUAGUAAUUUAUGAAAUUGAUGAUCCGUAGUGAUUGGCGGUUGAUAUCGUGGCGAUUCUUUAAGCUAAAAUUGUGGGCCAAAAUAAUUGGCAGAAACGCACACGGAGAUCGAAGAGAAACGGAAGCAUGUGUGCAAUAUCUCGUAACUCGGCAGCGAAUAAGCAAUACUUAUCGCCAGAGACGUCAGGUCAAAUGUAAUAAAACAGUCACGUUUACAUUUCACUUCGCCUAUCACGAUCGCUAUCCAUUCCAUUAGUAUAUCGUAUAGGAUGCUUACGAAGAAAUUUUAGAUGCAAUACGAACGCGUGGUAAUGUCCACGUGUCCCGAUUCCAGUCUCGAGGCUUUCGAUCGAGUUAUUCAGUUAUAGCAAUAUUGAACAUAUCCCUGUGCCGAAUGGAAAAUCCACAGAACACAUAAUAAAAACGAAUUCCAAAGGAAAUCUAUAAUAGAUACGUAAUAAUGAAAAUUAUACGCGCAUGAUUCGAAUUUCUCGUGGAUAAACAAUAAAUACAAAUGUUACUUCUCGAUACUUUACUGUUACGUAUGUCUUCAAAAUUUAGAUAAUAAAUAAUUAUUGAUCCUGA
Molecule: messenger RNA, 2626 nt
Organism: Solenopsis invicta (red fire ant)
Lineage: Eukaryota; Metazoa; Arthropoda; Insecta; Hymenoptera; Formicidae
Exons: 6
Coding region: 276-1217 (313 amino acids)
Biological process (GO): lipid metabolic process
Cellular component (GO): membrane
Molecular function (GO): oxidoreductase activity, acting on the CH-CH group of donors
Source: RefSeq, a predicted model, not a curated record